AUGAACACACUUUGGACCGUCAUCUGGAACUUGUUUUUGUCUCCCCUGACAAAGUUCCCGGGACCUAGGAUUGCCGCUUUGACAGACUGGUGGGAGGUCUAUCAUACCGUUCAAUGUGACAAGUUCAAGGUGAUUCAUGAACUUCAUGUCAAAUUCGGUCCGGUGGUGCGAGUUGGACCAAACAAGUUAUCCUUGGCAACGCCUGAGGCGUUUCAAACCAUCUACAACAAGAGAUGUCAAGAGUUUCUGAAGUCCGACUUUUACGCCACUAUCCAGCCAGGAAUCGGUCCAAAGUACUCUGGACUCUUCAAUUAUGUUGAUAACCAGCAAGCAGCCUAUGAGAGGAAGGAUUUGCAAGCGCAACUCUCGCCGGCGGCGUUGCGCCAGUAUGAGCGGCGGUUCCAGCCCAUUCUGGCAACUCUUGUGGCAGUUAUGAAAGAAAAGCGUGAGCUGGAUCUCUUUUUAUACCUCAAGUUCCUCAUGCUGGAUACGAUUGGCGAUCUCGCCUUUGGGCAGUCAUUUCACCAGCUUGAAUCUGGGCAGGAGCAUCAGUACUGCAUCGACUUCAACAACGCAUUCAUGGUUAUCGGGCUGCGGCUGAAGGAUGCGACCUACGGUCUUCAAAGAGUUUUCAAGUACGCCCAAACGCGUGUGGAUGCCUUUUUGAACGAGGAGAAACCAGAGUUCGGCACACUUAUGGACGCUUACCUCCAAGAUGGAAAGCCCAAGCGUCCCUAUUCGUCGUGGUCGAUCGCAAUUGCCGGGCACGGCUUCAUGUAUGUUACCAGUCACUUCAGAACUGCCUUUCUUCUUCAAUCUCUCUUUCACUUAGAGUCUGCGCUCUGGAAUAUUGGGUAUUGA
Molecule: messenger RNA, 861 nt
Organism: Colletotrichum spaethianum
Lineage: Eukaryota; Fungi; Ascomycota; Sordariomycetes; Glomerellales; Glomerellaceae
Product: tryptamine 4-monooxygenase
Exons: 4
Coding region: 1-861 (286 amino acids)
Molecular function (GO): iron ion binding; heme binding; monooxygenase activity
Source: RefSeq, a predicted model, not a curated record